Molecule: messenger RNA, 969 nt
Organism: Pistacia vera
Lineage: Eukaryota; Viridiplantae; Streptophyta; Magnoliopsida; Sapindales; Anacardiaceae
Product: increased DNA methylation 1-like
Exons: 1
Coding region: 1-969 (322 amino acids)
Biological process (GO): negative regulation of DNA-templated transcription
Molecular function (GO): acyltransferase activity, transferring groups other than amino-acyl groups; transcription corepressor activity
Source: RefSeq, a predicted model, not a curated record
AUGGAGGUGAAUUAUCAUAUGUGUUCAUGUCCUUCCACUUAUCACAAGGAUUGCCUUGGCUUAGAGGAGAUUCCAAGUGGAGAUUGGUUCUGCCCAUCAUGUUGUUGUGUGAUCUGUGGUGAGGGAAAAUCUGAGAAAACAAUGGAGAAUUCUGUGGAUGAUGGUAUUGUUCACACUUGUGAUCAAUGCGAGCAUAAAUUUCACACGGGUUGUCUGAGGAGUAGAGGGGAAGUUAAGGUGAAAAAUUAUGCUCAUGAUAAAUGGUUUUGCAGUGAUAGAUGUGAACAUGUUUCUACUUGCCUCCAUAAGCUUACAAGAAUGCCUAUAUCACUAGGCGUAGAUGAUUUAACCUGGAGAUUAUUGAAGAAUGGUAAGGUCUUAAAGGAGAAUCAGAGGAAGUUGAAUGAGGCAAUUGAUGUUAUGCAUGAGUGUUUUGAGCCAGCUCAGGACCCUUUAACGGGAAAAGAUCUUGUUGAAGAUCUUAUCUUAAAUAAUAAAUCAGAGAUGAAGCACAAGAACUUUCAAGGAUUCUACACAGUUGUUCUGGAGAAGAAAGGAGAAAUUGUUUCUGUGGCAACUGUUAGAGUGUUUGAAGAGGUUGCUGAGAUGCCAUUAGUUGCUACCAGAUUCAAGUAUCGCGGACAAGGAAUGUGUCAUCGCCUGAUGGGUGAGCUUGAAAGGCAGCUUGUUGAAAUAGGAGUGAUGAAUUUGAUAUUGCCUUCAGCCCAUAGUGUGGUAAAUACAUGGAUUACGAAAUUCGGGUUUUCAGAGAUGACAAAAUGGGAGAGACUCAAGUACUCAAACUAUACUUUCCUAGAUUUCCAGGAUACAAUCAUGUGUCAGAAGCUGUUAGUGAAGAUGCCUUCCGCAAAUUUGUGCCAACCAGGAGCAACUUUGUCAACUACUGCAAAUUCUAAUAUGGAAUUUGUCAGCUCCAGCCCCACUUCUGUAUUACUUUUUGCAAAUUGA